Messenger RNA from Symbiodinium necroappetens, 1845 nucleotides. The record is from the annotation of a GenBank genome assembly. Lineage: Eukaryota; Dinophyceae; Suessiales; Symbiodiniaceae.
AUGCACUGUUCGCCGAGAUUUUGGAACAUAUUUCGACGGGAGAGUUGGAGCCUGCGGCAGCGAGUGUGCGACGCCUCAAGGCGUUGCUGGUGUUCUCAUCAGGGCGUCAGUCACGAACGAAAGGAGGUUGGCAGUAUGCUGCUGAUUACAUGCUUCACACAGUGUUGCUGGCUGAUUAGACAAAUUGAGACAAACACUUGUAAUGCUUUCAUUUCACGUCGCCUGUGCAGGUUUGCCAGAGAGUACGUCUAUGGGGAUCGCGAUGAUUGGAUCAUGCAUGUGCGUGUCGAUUCUUCACCUCAGUUCAACCGGGAUUACCUGGUAUCAGAAGUGGAUGUAGUGAGCUUGGACAAGACAUUCUCCAGUGAACUGGACACUGCCAUGCAGGAUGUCGGCUUCGCCACGCGUAUCAUGCCUCUCCAGAUUCUUGGCCGAAGGGCCACAAAUACUGCUUACAAGUACAGGGCCUUACUCAGGGCUUUGAGGCUUGAAGUUGGAAGUGAGGAUUUGAUCAAAGCCAGGACGUUCAGCAUGUUGCAUGACAUGGGGGUCGAGUCGAAAUUGGCCAUGGUUCCUGGGUUCAGCUCGGACUGUGAUGAUCGCUGGUUCGACAAAGCGCUGCCCUUGCACGAUCUGGACCACGGCUUGCACAAUGUAAUGCUGGAGCUGAACGAGUGUUGGGAAGUUGAUUUCUACAACGCAUGGGAGCGGCAGUUGAACACGAUGGCCAAACAUUUCAGCAAAGCAGACAACAAUGAACGCUUCGUGAAACAGUGUAUUUGGGAUAAUCCUAAGAUCGAAGGGUACGCCCGAAAGAAAGCGAUCGCAGGGAUGUUCAAAAGCACUUGCCCGACGCUUGUCCAGCAUCGUUGGCAGUAUAUGCACGAUGUUCUCGUGUGGGUCACCGAUCGCAGAAAGUUUCUCAUGUACUUGGACCCCCAUAUUGUUUCCAGCAGAGAGAAUAGUGAGGGCCAGUCAGGGCAGUCUGACGAUGUCAUAUCCGACAUGGAUGCGGCGGCGUUUAAGCUUCUGUACACUGACAAGCUUGUUUCUGCAACUUUCUGGGCAAUGUGUGCCGUCAUGCUCAUCUUGUGCAAGUGGGGUCACACCGUCGUUGGCUGGCUACAUGGUUGCUGGUGUCAUCCAACCCAAGAUGACAGAGCCAAGUUUCGGAAAAAGAAUAAAGGUGCCAACUGCAAAUGGUCCGGCAGACGGCUGAUUGAACUGUCGUGUGGUAGUGCUUUGGAGUUCUUGGCUGACCUACGCUCGUUGAGAAUUGAAAACUCGUCCCUCGCUAUGGAGUCGAUGGGCCUCCUGGUGAAGGAGCAGCAAAAAGCUUCGGGAGCUUCAGCGGCUGCAGGUGAUGAUAUGGCUUCGGACAUUAUUUCGGUGGGGUUUGUCACGGCGAAGAGGAUGCUUGAAUCUCGAUUCUCACAGCUGACAUCUUUUGUUAGGGAGCCACCUUGGAAUUUGAUCAGUCUGUUGCAGUUUCUCAUCGUGCCUGCGUCUGUCCGUUCCGGUGCUGUUGUAGAAAGCCGCCAAAUUGCAGCAACAAUGCUCCAGAAGUUUGAUCAGGGAAAAUUCGGAGAUGUCGGUGACAUUGGACGUCGUUUUCUUCAAACCACCCACCGAUCAGCGUUGAAGCGCUGGGCAAAUUCCCAGGACAAGUUCAUGGAUUUGUCCUUGUUCAGGGCGCUGUUGGCUUAUGCCUCCAGCCUGAAUGUCAUGCAGCGGCUGGAAGCAAAGCACCACCUAGUUCAGGCAGGCGCAGUUGGUUGUUUUCCGCAAGACAGGGACCGUGAGAGACAGCACAUGCACUGUGCCUGCGUUUCUGCCUUGAGUUAA